AUGGCCAAGCAGCAGAAGCGCACCAAAAAAUUUGUCAAGAACAAGCUGGAGCAGACGAUCAAGGACCGGCGCGACUGGAAGAAGAAGUCGGCGGCGAUCCAGCGGUCGAAGCAGCAAAAGGACCGCAAGCGAGGGCUGGCGGCGACGACGACGAGGCGCGACGGGGGCGAUGACGAAGAGCAGGAGGACAGGCGGGGGCUGAGCGGGGGAGAGGACGACGACGACGACGACGAGGUGCCGAGGCGCGAUGUCAAGGGCAAGGGCAAGGGCAAGAUGUCGGUUGAUGACUUCCUCGGCGGCGGCUUUGAGCAGGGCCUGGCGAGCGACGAGGACGAGGACGAUGAUGAUGACGAUGACGAGGAUGGGGAAGAUGACGAGGAAGACGACGAAGAGCUGGAAGACAUUGACGCGCUGUCCGAUGGUGGGUGUUGCGAAUCGUAUCUGGCUUACCUGCAGGAGAACGACCGGGACCUGCUCGAGUUUGGCGGGGAGGACGAGGACGAGGACGAGGAAAUGGACGAGGCUGAGUCCAGCAGCAAAAGCAAAAAGAAGAACAAGGCCAGCGACGACGGGGCAGCCGUGGUGACGUCGGAGAUGCUGAGGCAGUGGCAGAAGAGCAUGCUGCAGACGCACUCGCUGCGCGCCUUUCGCCGGCUCCUCCUCGCCUUCCGUGCCGCCGCCGACAUGGGCGACGAGGCCGACGAGGCGGCCAAGCAGCAGCAGCGGCGGCAGCAGCAAGGGCCCUCGUUUGUCGUCACCGAGGCCGCCGUGUUCAACAAGCUCGUCGUCACCACGCUCAAGUUCGUGCCCGUCGUGCUGCAGCACCACAUCCCUGCGCGCGAACAGCCGCCGGGCUCGGGCAAGUACAAGCUGCCGACAAACGGCAAAAAGUACGGCGCGCUGCAGCGCUCGGUGCAGAGCUACUUUGUGAGCCUGCACAAGCUGCUGCGCACGCUGCCGGAGCCGGCGACGGUGUAUGCGUGCGUGUCCGAGAGUGUGCGCAUGGUCCCUUACCUGGUGCCGCACCGGCGCCUGUGCCGCGAGCACAUCAAGAUCCUUCUCGAGCUGUGGUCCAGCGCGGCGCCCAACGUGCGCAUCGCCGCCUUUCUCGCCAUCCGGCGCAUCGCUGCUGCGGGCGACGCCACCGUCGUCGACGUCUGCCUCCGCGGCGCCUACCACGGCCUGGUGCGCAACUGCAAGACGACGACGAUCCACACGCUCGACAGCAUCAACCUGCUCAAGAACUCGGCCUCGGAGCUGUAUGCGCUCGACCUGGGCGCGAGCUACGAGCAUGCGUUUGGGUUCAUCCGCCAGCUGGCCAUCCACCUGCGUGCGUGCCUGCAGGCCAAGACGCGCGAGUCGUUUCAGCACGUCUACAACUGGCAGUUUCUCCACUGCCUCGACUUCUGGGCCCUCGUCCUCGGCCAGACGUGCGCCGUCGAGCGCAACGACCCGUCGCCGUCGCCCAUGCAGCCGCUCCUCUACCCGCUCGUCCAGGUGGCCACGGGCGCACUCCGGCUCCUGCCCACGUCGCGCUACUUUCCCUUUCGCUUCCACGUCGUCGCCUCGCUCCUGCGCCUCGCCCAGCGCACCGCCGUCUACAUUCCCCUGGCGCCCUAUCUCGUCGACGUCUUUGAUGCGCCCGAGCUGCAGCGGCGCAGCAAGCCCUCGACGCUCGCGCCCCUCAACUUGGACGUGACGCUGCGUGCGCCGGCCAACUACGUGCGCACGCGCACCUACGCCGACCAGGUCGCCGCCGAGGCCGCCCACCUCCUCCUCGAGUUCUUUGCCGGCCAGGCCCGCAGCAUCGCCCUGCCCGAGCUCGUUGUCGCGCCCACCGUGCAGCUGCGCCGGCUCCUCAAGACGGCUGCCAAGGCCCAGGCCGGCGGCGGCGGCGGCGGCAAUGCAGCAUGGACCAGCCAGGUGCGAGGCGUGCUCGACAAGGCGGCGCAGAAUGCGCAGUGGAUCCAGGCGAGGCGCGCCGACGUCGAGUUUGCGCCAAACGAUCUCUCGGCCGUGCAGCGCUUCCUGGCCGAUGAAGCUGCUGACAGCGAGGCGCCCCUCGAGGUGGCGCUGCGCCUGGCGCGCAAGGUGCGCAAGCAGAAGCGCGACCUCCUCGCCGCCGCUGCGUGAACCAGCCGGCGCCAUUUCACCUUUCCUCUGAGCGCAUGUGUACACUAGCGAGAACUGCAAUCGAUGCU
Acaromyces ingoldii is the source of this 2201-nucleotide messenger RNA. Its product is annotated as Noc2-domain-containing protein. The transcript has 3 exons. The record is from RefSeq and is a predicted model, not a curated record. Gene Ontology annotation, cellular component: Noc2p-Noc3p complex; nucleolus; nucleoplasm. Lineage: Eukaryota; Fungi; Basidiomycota; Exobasidiomycetes; Exobasidiales; Cryptobasidiaceae. Gene Ontology annotation, biological process: ribosomal large subunit biogenesis. Bases 1 to 2133 code for a protein of 710 amino acids.